Messenger RNA from Lepus europaeus (European hare), 697 nucleotides. It is a transcript of the gene TNFAIP8L2, whose product is annotated as TNF alpha induced protein 8 like 2. Lineage: Eukaryota; Metazoa; Chordata; Mammalia; Lagomorpha; Leporidae. The transcript has 2 exons. Gene Ontology annotation, cellular component: cytoplasm. Bases 102 to 656 code for a protein of 184 amino acids. The record is from RefSeq and is a predicted model, not a curated record. Gene Ontology annotation, biological process: regulation of apoptotic process; negative regulation of inflammatory response; negative regulation of T cell activation.
UAGAAGCUUCUCCAUUCUGUGUGCUCUCCGGGAACAUCCAAGGCAAGACUGGCACCCAAAGGACAGCAGUGACUGGCCACAAGCCCCACCCCCCAGGAACCAUGGAGUCCUUCAGCUCAAAGAGUUUGGCACUGCAAGCAGAGAAGAAGCUACUGAGUAAGAUGGUGGGCCGGUCUGCGGCUCAUCUCUUCAUCGACGAGACAAGCAGCGAGGUGCUGGAUGAGCUCUACCGUGUGUCCAAAGAGUACACGCACAGCCGGCCACAGGCCCAGCGAGUUAUCAAGGACCUCAUCAAGGUGGCUGUCAAGGUGGCUGUGCUGCACCGCAGUGGCUGCUUUGGCCCCAGUGAGCUGGCCCUGGCUACCCGCUUUCGCCAGAAGCUGAGGCAGGGUGCCAUGACGGCCCUUAGCUUUGGCGAGGUGGACUUCACCUUUGAGGCCGCUGUGCUGGCCGGCCUGCUGACUGAGUGCCGGGAUGUGCUGCUGGAGCUGGUAGAGAACCAUCUCACGCCCAAGUCACAUGGCCGCAUCCGCCACGUGUUCGAUCACUUCUCUGACCCAGGCCUCCUCACUGCCCUUUAUGGCCCUGACUUCACUCAGCACCUUGGCAAGAUCUGCGAUGGGCUCAGGAAGCUGCUGGAGGAGGGGAAGCUCUGAGUCCUCACCCUGGUGACUUCCACCUGGGCAAAAUGGCUGAC